Teleopsis dalmanni is the source of this 2121-nucleotide messenger RNA. RefSeq names its product sodium/bile acid cotransporter-like. Gene Ontology annotation, cellular component: membrane. The transcript has 2 exons. Bases 322 to 1815 code for a protein of 497 amino acids. The record is from RefSeq and is a predicted model, not a curated record. NCBI's taxonomy places the organism in Eukaryota, Metazoa, Arthropoda, Insecta, Diptera, Diopsidae.
UUCUAUUGUAAUAUACUCUUUUGAGAAUAUGGUUCUGGAGUUUUAAUGCAUAUCAUCAUAAUAAAAACAAUAUUGUUAACAUAUCAAUUGUUUUAUGGAUAUGGUAUGGUUUUUGCUGUGUCCGAGAACAAACAAUAAAGUCGUAUAAUAAAUAUUUUAACGAAGAAAUGUUUAAAACAAUUGAAAUCGAACACUUCAAGAUAAUAUACACAGUACGAGUCAGAACGAAAUCAUUUAGCUGUGAACGCUCAGGCUCUUAACAUCCAUUGAAAUUGACGGAGAACGUUUCACGAAUCGCGGUAACCGUAGUCCGAAUUUAAAAUGUUUAGAGAAAAGUUAAUAACUGCGGUCUGCUUAAUUCUUUCGAAUAUCGUCACUUUUAAUGCUGCUGUGCAUAUACCACCUGAAGAGGGGUUUUCAGCUAGUAAUAACGUGUCCAACAUCGGCUUCUAUGAAUUAAGACCAGUUAUAAUCAAUUUACCGACUUGGUCAGUAGAGUUUAACGAUGUGAAAAUUAACAUGAGCAUGAAAGAAACGAAAGAAAUACCAUUGACAAUAAAUCAUAUUGAUUCGAAUUGGGGUGAUGACUAUGAGUUUCAUAUUAUACCGGAGGACACAAGUUUGUUGGAAAUUGACCAUGUAAUUCGUGCUGCUGAUAUACCCAAAGGUGUUAAGAGUUGGAGUGGUAAUUUUUCGGUGACUGCAAUUUUUUUGGGUGAAACAAAAGUCAAAGUGGAACUACAUCGUCCAAAUUAUGCUCCAGAACGUUCAAUGGAAUCCAUAAGUAUUAUUAUUUUAAGAAAAGAAGGCGCUCUGGAUCAAAUAUUUAAAGUAUGUGUUGCGUGCCUUGUAAUGGUUUUAUAUAUAAAUUUUGGUGCUGCUUUGGAGUUGGAUGCAUUGAAACGUAUUGUACUGCGCCCAGUUGGACCUGCUAUUGGUUUUAUUGGACAAUUUAUUGUAAUGCCGCUGUUAAGUUUUUUUAUUGGUUAUUUCCUGUUUCACGAUAUGAUUGAGUUAAGACUCGGCUUAUUUUUCACUGGUUCAACACCCGGUGGUGGUGCAUCCAAUAUUUUUACAGUGAUAUUAAAUGGAAAUCUUAACUUAUCUAUUACAAUGACUGCCAUCAGUAAUUUAGCAGCAUUUGGUAUGAUGCCUUUGUGGAUCUUUACAUUAGGUGCUUUAAUUUUUCAUGAUGGCAAUUUUGCAAUACCCUAUGGAACAAUUGCUACAAUGUCCUGUUCAUUGGUUCUACCACUCUGCAUUGGGAUUGCUUUACAAAAAUAUGCACCUGAAGCGACGAAAAAAAUGUCGAAGCUAUUAAAACCCAUUUCAUUGGCUUUAAUCUUAUUCAUCACAAUAUUUGCGUUCACUGUUAAUUCUUACAUUUUUAAAUUAUUUUCUUGGAAGAUUAUCAUCGCUAGUAGUGCUCUACCUUGGAUAGGUUAUCUAAUUGGCUGGUUGUUGGCUACAAUAUGUCGACAGAAUGCCAAGGAUGCUCUAACAAUAGCUAUUGAGACCGGCAUACAAAAUACUGGUAUUGCGAUAUUUAUGUUGAAUUUCUCAUUGCCACAACCGCAGGCAGAUAUGACUAGUGCAGUUCCGGUGGCUAGUUCGAUGAUGACGCCCUUACCACUUUUGCUCUUAUAUUUGAUACGAAAAUGCUUUUGUCGUACUAGUAUUGAGGAAGUAGAGGAGGCUCCUACUAAAGAAUUAGGUUUAAAUGAGGUCGAAGCAAUAGUUGAAAAACAGAAAAGUAAAUUACCAGUGGAAAAAAAUACAAAUUCAACAUAUUCUACUGACACCACAGACGCGUGAAUGGAUUUUGACAAUGACUCUUCGGAUCUACAGAAGCCACAAUGGGCCACUCUUGUGUUGAGUAGCAUUAUUAGUUUUAAAUAAUAUUUUAUUUAUUAUAUAUUUUAUAUAUUACUUCACAUAUACAUAUACAAGUAUAAGUAUAUAUUUAAUGUCUGUUUUUUUAAUUCAAAUAUUCUCAUUUUUGAAUGCGAGUACAUUUGUAUGUGUGCUGCUCUUAAUUGGCAUAUAAGGCCUAAACAGACGUAAACAUUAUAUUGCAUUUAUAAUUAUUUCAUUUGGUUAGAUACACAUUUUUAUCAGUUU